GUGGGCGAGGCCUGUUGCUCGGGUGGGCCUCUGGCUCGGGCUGUGGAAGGAGCAGACCCAGGCCAGUUCCUGUUGACAAGCUCAGUGUCAGGCCCAAACAGCCAUCUCUAUCUGUACUUCACUCCUUCCCAUUUACCGUCAACAAAACUCUUUAUGUUGUUUUUUAACCUGAUUUUGUUUUUAAUCAGUAAAACACCUUUGGAUGUUUAUUUCAAAUUUUGACCAUCACAUAAAUGCAAAUUGCUCCUUCCCUGGAAAUGGUCAUCUUUGAAAGUCUCGAUGAAGUUGUCAGGAAACUUGAACAUUGAAGAAAAUCCGACGUUAUAUUUAUAAUGGAUUUGAAUCUUCAGUUGACAGCAAAAAGCAUUUCAUCACUUCACUCCAGACGACCCAGACCAAGUCUCUCUGGUUUGGCUCAGAUAACACACAGUUUAUAUUUAAGCAAUGCAGUUGCUUCAAACAAUCAAAGCCUCUUGCAGUCAAAUGGAGUGACGUGUAUAAUUAGUGUGACCUCAGAGGUGAUUGGUUCUAAGUUUCCAGGUACUGAGUAUAUUAACAUUCCAGUUGCAGAUUCUCCAUGUUCACAGCUAAGUGUGUAUUUUGACAUGGUGGCAGACAAAAUCCAGCUUGUUGAAAAAUCACAUGGACGAACAUUGCUGCAUUGUGUUGCAGGAAUCAGUAGAUCCGCCACUUUGUGCCUUGCUUAUCUCAUGAAAUACCAUCACAUAUCUCUGCUCGAUGCUCAUACCUGGUUGAAAGCAUGCAGGCCUAUAAUUAGGCCAAAUAGUGGAUUCUGGAAGCAGCUGAUAGAGUAUGAAGACAAACUCUUUGGAAAAACUAGCAUCAAAAUGGUGAUGUCGCCACUAGGAAUCAUACCAGAUAUAUAUGAAAAAGAAACAAGAGAAAUAAUUCCUUUUUGAUACUGUAUAUCAAGUGCAUAAAGUCUAUUGAAUGGUGAUAUGUUUGUGCUAUGAGUUGCUAUUGUAUACAUUUGCUUUUAAAGACAUCCAUGGCUAACAAUUAAUACCUCACAAACAUCAUCUCACGCAUUCCAUGGCCCUCACAAGAUAACAAUCACAAUGUAUGGUGUUGAUAAAGCACAGCAGGUCAGGUAGCAUCCGAGGAACAGGAGAAUUGAUGCUUUGGACAUAAGCCCUUCAUCAGGAAUGUGGCCCUCACAAGAUCACGGUCAACUUCAGAAAAAAAAAACCUCAUUUCAGUCUUCAUAUUCUCGUAUAUUUUUGUUCUUGCCAUGAUAUUGAUGUCGAUAGUCUUCUGUCUGCAGUCAGUCCUAGGCUGCUAUUAUUUUCCUCUAGCUUUGCUCCUGGUCAGUUAUUCAAAUUCUACAGUAAGACUUUGUAACAACCCUAAGGUCCGUGAAGAAAAGCAGCCAUCAUAAUGUAUUUGUGCUUUGGUUGCACACACUGAUUUUGAAGAGUUUGUUAUUUUGAGAGAAUGGAAUCCGUGUGUAAGAUGAACUUUCUUGAACAUCACUUGUGUUCUAACUAUGAAAUAAAAUUGUAGACAUUCAUGAGAGUAUAUAUUGGAGCAACUAAUUGGUUGUUUCAACAUUGCAUUCAAUUCUAAAGAAGUAGUAAUUUUACAUGGCUAGCCUUAAUAACUUGCAACAGAGCUUAGCAUUAUACUUAACCAAAGUGAUGAAAUUAGAACUGUUUAUAAGCAGUACAAAUAUAACAUUUAAGAUGUUGCUACCCUUUUUUGUACUGUAGUUAGUAACUGUAAAUUUUGGUGAUAGAGUAAUAACCUGCAAUGAAAUAAUAAAAUCAAAGUAAGAUUAUUUUUGUCAGAACAAA
Molecule: messenger RNA, 1814 nt
Organism: Chiloscyllium plagiosum (whitespotted bambooshark)
Lineage: Eukaryota; Metazoa; Chordata; Chondrichthyes; Orectolobiformes; Hemiscylliidae
Product: dual specificity protein phosphatase 18-like
Biological process (GO): peptidyl-tyrosine dephosphorylation
Cellular component (GO): cytoplasm
Molecular function (GO): MAP kinase tyrosine/serine/threonine phosphatase activity; protein tyrosine phosphatase activity
Source: RefSeq, a predicted model, not a curated record